This is a messenger RNA of Quercus robur (English oak), 2847 nucleotides long. RefSeq names its product putative leucine-rich repeat receptor-like serine/threonine-protein kinase At2g19230. The record is from RefSeq and is a predicted model, not a curated record. Gene Ontology annotation, molecular function: protein binding; ATP binding; protein kinase activity. The transcript is spliced from 13 exons. Gene Ontology annotation, biological process: protein phosphorylation. Lineage: Eukaryota; Viridiplantae; Streptophyta; Magnoliopsida; Fagales; Fagaceae. The coding region runs from base 1 to 2664 and encodes 887 amino acids.
AUGAAUAGCUCGUCAAAUCUAAAAGCACGGCUCCUCUUUGUUUUAGCCAUAGCUUUUCUCGGCAACUCAAGACUAGCUGCAGGAAAUAAUCAGAACGCUGGAAGAAAACUUGAUGAAAUUCCCGGUUUCAUUAGCAUUGACUGUGGCGGCGAUGAAGAUUACACUGACAAGGAAACCGGAAUUCCUUACAAGUCAGAUAAAGAAUUAAUAGAUACUGGAAUAGUUAACACAAUACCUGCUGAUUCAUCCACGGAUCUUGCACAGUAUCUAAAGAGCUUGAGAAGUUUUCCUCAAGGAAAAAGGAAUUGUUACACCCUGAGACCAGAGCAAGGAAAAAACAAUAAUUAUAUGAUCAGGGCAAGAUUCUUUUAUGGGAAUUACGAUGGCAAAAACCAGGUCCCUACAUUUGACCUACAUAUUGGGGUUAAUUUAUGGAGAACAGUGACUAUAAAAAAUGGAUCUGAUUCUGUCAUUUAUGUUCCCUUGACCGAUUACAUAGAUGUGUGUCUAGUGAACACCGGCAAUGGAAUACCCUACAUCUCAGCACUGGAACUACGGCUUUUGGACAAUUCCAUUUAUCAUACAGCAGGUGGGGCACUUACAAACCCAAAGCGAUAUGACAUUGGCAGAGAAAGUGAUCAAUCAGGAGUCAGGUAUCCUGAUGAUGUCUAUGAUCGCUACUGGAUUCCUGAACUAGAUGAUGAUUGGGUUCAAGUCACCACAAGCUCGACCAUAAAUUCCCAGAAUGCUAACAACAUACCUGAUAUAGUGUUAAGGACUGCUGCCCAAUCACAGAAUGCUAGCAUUCCCUUGAACUUCUCCUGGAGUCUGCCAGAUUCUCUUUCAAAAUGUUAUGUUUACUUUCACUUUGCUGAGAUUGAGAAGCUUGAAGCUGGCCAGCAGAGGGAAUUGACAAUUAAUUUGAAUGGCCAGCACUACCUAACAGAGUCUAUUAAACUUGAUUAUCUAAAUCCAAUAACCGUAGUACAAACUGAUCAUCCUAGUAGUGGGGAGCUGCUUAACUUUUCAAUAACUGCAGCUGAGGGAACUAAGCUUCCUCCAAUCCUCAAUGCUGUUGAGUUUUUUGUGUUCAAAGAGCUCCCAAAUAAACCAACUGCCGUAGAUGAUGUUGAAGCUAUCAUGGAAAUCAAGGAACGGUACAGAGUGACUAAAAACUGGCAAGGUGAUCCAUGUGUCCCAAGUGAAUUCUCAUGGGACGGUUUGAACUGCAGUAACAACAAUCCUCCAAGGAUCAUCUCACUGAACUUGAGCUCAAGCAAUUUGACAGGCGUGAUUGCAACUUCAUUCUCCAAUUUGAAAGCACUGCAGUCCUUAGAUUUGUCAUACAAUGACUUAACUGGGUCACUGCCAGAAUUUUUGGCACAAUUGCAGAAUUUGAACACCCUUAAUUUAAGUGGGAACAAGCUCACAGGUUCUGUUCCUGCGGUUCUUCAGAAAAUGUUUAGGGAUGGGAAAUUGGUCUUGAGUUUCAGCGAAAAUCCAGAUCUUUGUCUGUCAGAUCCAUGCAACAGAAAGAAGAAAAAGGUGUUCGUUAUUCCAGUUAUUGCAUCAUCAAUAGCAGCUGUCCUGGUCCUUCUAUUCAUCUUUAGUGCUUGGGCUAUCUAUAGAAUGAAAAGACAUGGAGGUACGGUUACCAAAUCCAGUAUCAAAUCACAGAAUCAACAGUAUAGCUACUCUGAGGUUGUGAGCAUAACUAAUAACUUCAAAACCAUCAUUGGGGAAGGAGGAUUUGGAAAAGUGUACCUUGGAAAACUGAAAGAUGAAACUCAAGUUGCUGUUAAGCUUCUCUCUAUUUCAUCAUACCAAGGCUAUAAGGAAUUUCAAGCAGAGGCACAACUCUUGAUGAUAGUUCAUCAUAGAAACUUGGUUUCUCUUGUUGGAUUCUGUGAUGAGGGUGAAGAGAAGGCACUCAUAUAUGAGUACAUGGCUAAUGGCAAUCUGCACCAACAUUUAUCAGUUACAAACACAAAUGUCUUGACAUGGAAUGAGAGACUUCACAUUGCAGUGGAUGCAGCACAUGGGUUGGAGUAUCUACAUAAUGGUUGCAAGCCACCUAUAAUCCAUAGAGAUUUGAAACCUUCCAACAUUUUAUUAAAUGAACUCAUGCAAGCCAAGAUAGCUGAUUUUGGGCUAUCUAGAGCCUUUGCAACUGAAAGGGACUCUCAUGUGUCAACUCGCCCAGCUGGCACAUUGGGGUACCUUGAUCCUGAAUUUCAAGUAUCUGGAAACUUCAAUAAGAAAAGUGAUGUCUAUAGCUUUGGGAUUAUUUUGUUUGAGCUAAUCACUGGCCGCCCUGCAAUACUUAGAGGCCCUGUGAGAAACAAUCACAUACUUGACUGGGUUAAUCCUUUGAUUGAAAGGGGUGAUGUUCAAAACAUUGUUGAUCCAAGAUUAGAAGGGGAAUUCAACACUAAUUCUGCUUGGAAAGCUAUAGAGAUAGCCAUGUCAUGUAUACCAUCAUUAGCUAUCCAAAGGCCAGACAUGAAUUAUGUGUUGGCAGAAUUGAAGGAAUGUUUAGCUCUAGAGAUGGCUUGGGGAAGAACUCAAAGGAUGGAAAUUGAGGGGAAUAAAACAACUCCGAGAAUUCCUUCCAAAAUGACCCAUUUGGAGUAUGAAUCAGAUAUAGCUCCCCAUGCUAGGUAGUAAUUAAACAAAAGAAGAGUGGUUAAUUGUGUCUUGUAUAAUAUAUAACUAGUUUGUAUCACAUUAUACUUUUAUGAACUCUUUUUUUGAUUGUUGGGGGAGGGUUUGAACCCUAUGGGUAUCUUCAUUAGACACGGCAGAAAGUUUCAAUUAAAUUAUGAAACUCUUGGCAUAUUUUAUGAA